Messenger RNA from Heteronotia binoei (common prickly gecko), 2196 nucleotides. RefSeq names its product calcium/calmodulin dependent protein kinase II inhibitor 2 (gene CAMK2N2). Gene Ontology annotation, biological process: negative regulation of protein kinase activity. Bases 181 to 414 code for a protein of 77 amino acids. The record is from RefSeq and is a predicted model, not a curated record. NCBI's taxonomy places the organism in Eukaryota, Metazoa, Chordata, Lepidosauria, Squamata, Gekkonidae. Gene Ontology annotation, molecular function: calcium-dependent protein kinase inhibitor activity; protein kinase binding. The transcript is spliced from 2 exons.
GCCGCUCCAGGUCCGCCAGGCGCCGCAUUCGUCUCCUCGCUCCCGCGGCGCGCAGACCCCACCGAGCCGCCUCUCCUUCGCCCGCGCCCUGGCCCGGCCUCCCUGGGGCGCCCUCGCUCGCUCCCUCGCUCCCGCCUCGCUUCGCCUCGCCCCCCCCCCCGCGCCACGCCAGCCGCCGGCAUGUCGGAGAUCCUGCCCUACGGCGACGAGAAAGUGGCCCGCUAUGGGGCCGACUCGGAAGUCAGCGAGCUCUCCUUCAGCUGCCGCCUCCAGGACACCAACUCCUGGGGCAACCAGGCCAAGAGGCCCCCCAAGCUGGGGCAGAUCGGCCGAGCCAAGAGAGUGGUGAUCGAAGACGAUAGAAUAGACGAGGUGUUGAAGGGCAUGACAGACAAGUCGCCUUCCGGGGUAUAAAUCGGCCACCCAGGCGCCCUGCGGCACCGCGAGCUGCAGCCUUGAAACCACUGAGAAAAUUUUUUAAAAAAGCACUUUCGGCUGUGCAUGUUUUGUUGGGAUUGUGAACAACAAAAAAAAAAAAAAGGAGAAAAGGAAACCGAGGGGAAAAGCGAAAGGAAGGAGAUGAGGCUGCUGGCAACACCCUCCACCCCCCCGCCCAGACCCUCCCCCAACCGAAGAGGUCACCGAUGGGGGGGGGGAAACCACCUCGCCCUCCUCUGCACCCCACCGUGCGUUUUAACGCAAAAGGGACGCCACAGAGAUCUUGUCACCCGUCUCUCGUCCUGCUUUCCUUGACCGCGCACGACGCCCAACCGACCUAAACGGAGUCCGCGCAUCUCGAAUCCAGAACCGGAUUCAUUUUUUUUUUUUUUUUUUGCGGCGCCGAAGAGCUCUUCUUUGCGCCUUGGGAAGGGAGCUGUCCGUUUCAGCACCACCCCGCCUGGCGCGCCCUUCCUGCCUGCAUCGCCGAGGACCUGACCACUGCGGCAUCUUCCGCCUCUACGCUGGGGGGGAGGGCUUGUUUAUUCCUCUCUCCUGCCCGCCCCCUACUUCUCCCCACCUCCUGUCCUUUCCGCAGCGGCGGAGUUUAGAGUCCCCCCCCCUUUGUCUUGGGUGACCCCAUGCCAUGACACGAAGGUGCUGUUUCUCCGAGCCACGGGAUCGCCUGGAGCUCUCCCGUUUUUAGAUGUGUGUGUGGGGGGGUCUCCCUUUGAGCAAUGCACUUUACACCCUUCACUUUUUCCCCCCCUUUCCCCAGGGCAGGGGGGGGGGUGGCUGUGUAGCUGACACCUGCAGAGUCACAGACGACACACACACACACACACUUUUCUCCAGAGGCAACCAGUUCAUAGUGUUUGCUGUUAAGAUCCACCUGUCUUUCCAAACGGACAGCCAUUCUGUAAUAUACAGUAUCUCUCUCCCCCCCUCCCUCCACAACCCCCUCCAACCUCCCCUGAAACCUCAAGCCCUUUGCAAAAUACCAGCAGUUUGAAAGCGACCCCCCAAAGCCAGCAACGCUGUGAGUGGAAGACAGAGAGGUUCUGGCAAGGACGGACUCUAUAAUCUACAAAGACAGUGAUUGUUUUCUUGCUGUCCAGAGAGACAUUUUUACUCCAUCUUUUUUGCAUGAGCUUCCUGGUCUCGGUGCCACGUCUCGGUGCCACUAGUCAUCCCCCCACUAUGGCACGCUUCUUUUUUAAACAGAAACUCCUCAUAUUUGUAUUUUUAUAUCUCGAAUCUUUGUUAACAGCAAUCUGCUAAUGUCUAAUGUCGAAAGAGGAAAAAAACAGCAACGUUGCAUCAAAAGAUUGUUUGUAUUUUUUUCCUCCCCCCUUUUUUUUUUCUCUCUCUCCAUAAGGCAGAUAGGAUGAGGUCUUUUUGAAAGAUGGAUUUCCCAAAGGGAAGGCAGGUAUAUUUUAAAAAAUAUAUAUAUAAAUAAAGAUGGUUCCCUCUUGAUUCUAUAUCAGUAUUGGACAGGACUUCUUGAAUGUGUUCCAGGUUUUGCACACAUCAUCGUUAACGAGAAAUGUAUUUCAGAGUCUUCUACUGUGAUCAAUGGCUUUGUCGAUGGACUUUGUAGGAAUAUGACGAAUUUAGAAACAAAAAAAAUAAUAAUAAUAUUGCACUGUUUAUGAAUGUGUUCAGAUAACUCGCUGGUUAUUUGAUGCCUCUUUCUUAGGAGGGGAUGUUUAAGAGUUGUUUUUAAUUUUGUACUUUAAUUUCAUUUAUUUUAUUAUU